UCAAUCACUCUUGAGUGAAUAACACAGUUUUCAUAAAAAUAUAUACCAAAAUGUUGAAAAUUUUUUGCAUUUUAUUAGUUAUUUCAAUAAUUUUUGAAGAUCAAUCAGUAUAUUCCCUUAAACCAAAAGACACUAAAAAAAAGAAAUACGAAUUAAUACCUGGAGUUUUUCAUUCAAAGCUUACAAAUUAUAAAAUUGAAUCAAACAAUAAUAUAAUUGAAGACAAAGGAAAUGGUUUAAUUCAAUGGAAAUCAGAAGUAAAACAAGGAAACGAUAUUGGGAUAUACGCUGAUUUUGGUGGUGAACCAUCUGAGAUUGAAGAUUUAUGUGAUUCGAAAGCUCAAACAAUAUUUCCAAAAAUGAUUAAACAAUUCCUGGGCAUUGAAUUUUGUCCGAUUAAUAAGGAUACACUUUCACUUAUUACAAAUGACUACUCUAGACCAGCAAAAAUAUUAAAGAAUAGCUGUGAAAAACCAAAAGAUUAUACUUUGAAGCUAAUAUCUAAAAAAGAGAAUAAAUUAAUUAUGACCUUAAAUGUAAAAACAGAGGAUAUAAGACUUGAACCCUGCGAGUAAUUUAAGGGUGCGAGUAUAUAAUUGUUCAAAAAUCUUGCUAUAGAUUUUAGAAACUAUCUCCAAUUUAAUGAAUCAUGUAAUAUUUAUGAAUAUUGGAAAUAAACUAUAUAUGCAAAAUA
Leptopilina boulardi is the source of this 694-nucleotide messenger RNA. RefSeq lists its product as uncharacterized. The transcript is spliced from 4 exons. Lineage: Eukaryota; Metazoa; Arthropoda; Insecta; Hymenoptera; Figitidae. The record is from RefSeq and is a predicted model, not a curated record. Bases 51 to 575 code for a protein of 174 amino acids.